This is a messenger RNA of Zymoseptoria tritici IPO323, 237 nucleotides long. RefSeq lists its product as uncharacterized. NCBI's taxonomy places the organism in Eukaryota, Fungi, Ascomycota, Dothideomycetes, Mycosphaerellales, Mycosphaerellaceae. The transcript has a single exon. Gene Ontology annotation, biological process: mitotic cell cycle; nuclear division; microtubule cytoskeleton organization. The annotation marks the transcript as partial. Gene Ontology annotation, cellular component: nucleus; cytoplasm; microtubule. The record is from RefSeq and is a predicted model, not a curated record. Gene Ontology annotation, molecular function: structural constituent of cytoskeleton; GTP binding.
GACUCCAUCUCUACUACCCGCACUACCUUCAAGCAUAUCGACUGCUUAAUCGAUAACGAGGCCAUCUACGACAUCUGCCGCUGCAACCUUGGCAUCCAGCGUACCAACUACGAGAGCCUCAACCGCCUGGUCGCUCAGGUCGUCUCAUCUAUCACUACCUUCCUCCGCUUCGAUAGCUCCCUUAUGGACGACAACGAGGCUACGACAUCUGCCGCCGCCACCUUGCUUGGUAUUUAG